AUGGCAAGGCUUGCGACACCAGCUUCCAAAUCCAAAACACCCAAAUCGUUCGCAAACAAUAACGGUCAGGAUGCCUCAUCUCCAGCGCUCGAGGCGGCGUUGAGGACUCUACCACGACAAGAACUACAUCGGCCGACCAAGCAAGCGUCCUAUGAGCUCACCAACCAUGCCAAAGCCUAUCUCGAGGGCGGACAAUACGCCAGCGGUUAUGACUUCCUUUGCAGCCUCCUUACCGCCGGUACCAGCAUCUCUACACCCGCAAAGCCAUAUAUAGGCUUCCUGGCACCGCCUGCGUACAUCGCGUUCGCCUCCUCCAUAGUCCCCGAUCCUAAACUCACGACUAAAGCGCAAUCACGAGAUGCGGUCAAGGGUUCCAAUGCUGCGUUGCGCUACCUACAAUGCAUACGCGCGACGAUAGACGAUCCCGCGUACACAACCAUAAGGAAAGCAUUCACUUUCCCAGAUGAGCGCAAUAGACGGCGCGCACCGGGCUAUAGGAACGACGCAAGCGCAUCACCCGAGCCGAGCGGCGAUAUUGAACGAAUAGCAGGCGAGGCUGCCAAUCAGAAGAGCCUGUGGUAUCGCGCAGACGACUUCUGGCACAUUGUGGGAUGGGCGUUUAAUUGCGCAGUAGCACAUGAGAAACGGUGGAGCCGAUGGAAGCUAUGGGUGACGAAUAUGCUUGACUUUCUAGAAGCCGAUUGGCAUGUUUGCGUCAAGCAGAGCAAGUUGCCAGAUGGGACGAGCGACACGACAGCCCUACAACAGAGUCUGAUCUGGCACUACAUUGUUGGGCAUGGGAGAGCUCCGACAAAUCGCGCCAGAAGACGUCGGAUAGUCAAGGCUAUACUUGCGACGGCAACACCCGAAUCACUCAAAGACUACCCGGAGAUAUGGGACAAGGAGACAGUGGAGCCGAAACGCAAGAGGGAUGACGACCAACAUGUAAAGGACGUUGACUUUGAAACUGGAGAGUUGGCCGACUAUGGUAGCGACGAUGACAUGCAGGACGUGCCGGAUGGUAGCGACAACGAGAGCGCAAACGAGACGUCUUGGGACACUAGCGAUGAUCCUAUUAGGAACAUACGCGAUGCUAUAGAGCACCUUGGUGGACAGGAUGCGAUCGAGCUGCGACAACGUCUCAUAGCACUCCUCGUCCAAGUAGCCGAAGCCUUACCAAGCCUCUUCACCCCGCUCUUCGACUUCUGCGACAACAUCCUCGAAGAAUUCAACCAGCUUCCGACCAUCAUCUUCCAAGCCCUACUGUCUACCAUACAGCUACCUUCCAAGAUCCGAGUCGCUUUCAACGCCAACCUCCUCCACCCUUUGAUAACCGGCAAGCCACCGAAUUACUUCAUCAGAAACCCCAUGCAGGAGGACUUUGAAGAGACACUUCUUCCCCUCAAGGGCACAACAAAGAGCUUUGCGGCAAACACCAAGAUCUCGCUUAUUCUGGAGCAAAUGUUCAUGUACAUGAUGGAGCAGAAAGCUCUCACUCCAACGGACGCUCUUCGUGAAGCCAUGGAGACUGGUAUCGAAGUACGGCAUAAAGUAUAUGGCACGGGUAAAGGCAAGAGAGGCAACGCUGAGGAGGAAGACCAAGCGAAGAGGCUGAUGCAGGCAAGUUCUGAGAGAUUACUAGGGUUGCUAGAGGUUCUAGAGAUGGCGGAAGGUUUACCGCCGCAGCCGAUGAAAGAGAAGGGUAGGGGUGGCGAAGGGUCUUUACUUGUUUCUUUUGGUUCGAAUCUGUCGCUUUCGUCGGCGCCUAGUAGUGAGACUGAACCUGAGGAUUAG
Messenger RNA from Alternaria atra, 1794 nucleotides. RefSeq lists its product as uncharacterized. Lineage: Eukaryota; Fungi; Ascomycota; Dothideomycetes; Pleosporales; Pleosporaceae. The transcript has 3 exons. Bases 1 to 1794 code for a protein of 597 amino acids. The record is from RefSeq and is a predicted model, not a curated record.